This is a messenger RNA of Misgurnus anguillicaudatus (oriental weatherfish), 3262 nucleotides long. RefSeq names its product G protein-coupled receptor 37 like 1b (gene gpr37l1b). Gene Ontology annotation, molecular function: G protein-coupled peptide receptor activity. Lineage: Eukaryota; Metazoa; Chordata; Actinopteri; Cypriniformes; Cobitidae. Gene Ontology annotation, biological process: adenylate cyclase-inhibiting G protein-coupled receptor signaling pathway; positive regulation of MAPK cascade. The record is from RefSeq and is a predicted model, not a curated record. Gene Ontology annotation, cellular component: signaling receptor complex; plasma membrane.
AGGAGAGCAGCAUUCUGGCAAGCAGGAUUGCAGAAAACACAGCAUCUUGGCACAGGGGACGCAAACUUCGCCAGUGCCUUCAGCAGUCUGUUAUUAGGGUGUGACGGGCACUGUGCAGGAAAGUACUUGGAUUUUAAAGGACUUUUGCUUUGAAGAUGUGGGUGAGAGAUUAUAAAUUGAUUUAUUUCGCAACACUGGCUUUGAUUCUCAGUGUUUGCGUCUCAGGAGCAAAGAAGGAAAGGACCGGGCACAAAGGUCAAGACCCGAAUGCCAACAAAAAGACACCUUCAGGUGUGGAAGAGGGCAGCUUUGAUGAAGAUGAUCCACACAAAGCCAUGCAACAAGAGAAAGUGUUUCCUUUGGAAGUCCAUACGGAGAAAGACGGAGGACCCGUGUACCCACACACUUCUGCAAGUCCUUUGCAAUUCACAAAUAUGCCCAAUUCCUCAGUUGAAAAUGGAAGCAACGACACCAGUGCACUUCCCAAUGGCAAUCCAACAAAAAGGAGCAUGACAAAAAUCCACAAUCCUUUAUAUCCUAUCAAUGACAGCUCGUAUAGUGCCUACGGGAUUCUGGUUUUGGCUUUUGUGGUGUUUGCCCUUGGCAUUGUGGGUAAUUUGGCGGUAAUGUGCAUUGUGUGGCAAAAUUAUUUCAUGAGAAGUGCAUGGAAUUAUUUUCUUGCCAGUUUUGCGUUCUGGGAUUUCAUGGUGUUGUGCUUUUGUCUGCCUGUGGUGGUCUUUAAUGAACUUACCAAUAAGAGACUUCUGGGGGAUUUUUCCUGCAGAGUUGUGCCUUACAUUGAGGUAACUUCACUUGGCGUGAGCACCUUCAGUCUCUGUGCCCUGGGUAUUGAUCGCUUCCAUGCUGCGACAAGCUCCCUGCCAAAGGCCCGACGGCUCGAGCGCUGUCAGAAAGUCCUGGCCAAGCUUUCUGUGGUGUGGAUCGGUUCAAUGGUGCUCGCAGCACCAGAGUUGCUCCUGUGGCAGCUUAAUUCGGUGACAUCACCAGCUGGAGGGGACCAGGUGGACACCUGCAUCAUGAGCCCAUAUCCAGACCUUCCCGAAUCCAUCUAUUCACUGGUUAUCAACUACCAUGACGCACGCAUGUGGUGGUACUUCGGCUUUUACUUCUGUCUGCCCGUUGUCUUCACCCUCCUCUGUCAACUGGCCACCUGCAACGUGUCCGGUGAGAACGGAAGUUCUCCCAAACUUCCAGAGGACAGAUCUCCAUCCAAAAAACAGAAGCUUCAGCACGCUCUGCAGAUCGAGCGGCACCUCAACUGCACGGUCAUGGCCCUAGCGGUGGUAUAUGGAGUUUGCACACUACCGGAGAACGUUUGCAACCUGACCCUGGCCUACGCUCCCAUCCAGGUAUCCGAGGAGGUGUCUUCUCUGUUGGCCCUCAUAAACCAGUUUUUCUUGUUCUUCAAGUCUUCCGUCACGCCUGUGUUGCUGCUUUGCCUGUGUAAGUCGCUUGGACAGGCCUUCAUGGACUGUUGCUGCUGUUGUUGUGAGGAGUGCCAACCGAGCAACUCCUCAUCCACCCAAAAUCUCACCGAAGGCAAGCUCAAGACCAGCGAAGUGUCCGCCAUAUUUUUUGACAAAGCCAAGGACAGUUCGACCAUCUUGUCUAUUGGGAGUUGAGUGGGUGGAUGUUGCCCCUGUGUGAUGAGGUCAUGAGAUGACAUGGAACACUCUUUAAAAUGAAGGUGCUUCAUAAUGGCAUACCCUCUAAAAAAAGUGGCGGCCGGUGAGUUAUUUUUUCGAGGGCGCACAAUGCGAAGUUCGUCACAACAUGUAUGUAGCCCGUCAUUUGUAUGGUUCGUAAUUUCAAAAUAUGUGUUCUGCGCCUCGAGUGAUCUUAUGUGCAUCACGUGUCUUGUCAAAAUAAGUGCCUGCUGCAGAUGCGUCUAAAGGGUUUAUAAUAAAAAGACGCUUGAGUUUGCCAGAUACUCACAUAAUCUCAUGCAUAAUCAGAGUUUACUGUUAAUGGAGUGUCUUGCGUGUAUUUUGUGAACGUGAGCUUCUCUUAUAUCAUAAACGGUUUUGAUGCGUUUGCAGCAUGCACUUAUUUUGACAAAACACGUGAUGCACAUGGUACACAAGACGCAACAAACACAUAUUUUGAAAACACGAGCAACACACAUGACACUCCGAACACUUAUUUUGAAUUUGCGCCCCUCGGAAGAGCAGUCACGAGCCACCACUGGUUAUUUUUAACGCACUAUUGGGUCAAAAAAGGGACAAGCCCAAUCUGCUGGGUUGUUUUAACCCAAAAUACUGAGGUGUUUUAAAUAUAAAAAUAGUCUGGUUUAUAUUCAACCCAGCUGCUGCUUGUUCCUUUUUGACUCUUUUUUGGUUGUAGAAGUACCAUUUUUGGCUAAAUGGUUCCAUAAAGAACCUUUGACUGAAUGGUUCUUCUUUGAGGAACCAAAAAUGGUUCUUCCAUGGCAUCGCUGUGAAGAACCUUUCAAGCACCUUUAUUUUUAAGAGUGAACCUCAGCUACAACCCAACCAAGCCCAUCUUCACAUUUUUAUUUCCCACUAUUUGUUGGGUUGGAGCAGUUUAGCACUGUUUUACAAAUCUGAGCCCAUUUUAAAUGUGCAUUAUAGUUUAGAUAUGAACUAAAUGGUCAGUUGGAGACCUCAUAAGCAAAAAUUUUGGGAUCUAGACUCCCUAAAUUAUAUUGCAGAAGUGAACCGUAAAGCCGUUUUGUUUCAUAGCAUCUCAGGAUUGCUUAAUGUUCCUAUAAGUAAUCACCAGGGUCUGCAAUGAAGUCAAUGUUUAGUUAAAGUCCUACUGUAAUGUAUAGACAAUUAUACAUUUUAUGCAUAGUUCUGAGUGUUUAAAUAUUUAGAAAAAAUCUCUGUGAGAUGAGAAACGCAGUGAAUACUACCAAAUCACAAGUAACACAUACAGUAUCGUAUUAUUUAGAAAACUUGCAAAACAAAAACUUUGGUAUUGCUGGAAAGUGUUUGCCUGUUACUCAGGUAAAUGUUAUUUAUCACUAAUGUUAAUUAAUGCCACAUUUUUCAUAACCACUGAAAAUUUUUUCGUUUGUAUAUACGCACACAGCUGUUUUAGAUUGUAAAUAAAUCACUUCUGAAAGGAAACAUAGCCUUUCUGGUCACAAACUGUGAGUUUAAGACAACAUUUGGAUGGUUUAUCUCCUCAAGGGGCUUUUGUAACUUUUGCACAUAGCUGCUUUCAAAAGGACAGUCUUUAAAAAACAACUCUAUUCAAUAAAUGCCUUUCAAUAAUU